GUUGUCCCCCCUUUGACCACCACACGUGUAAUAAUCUCGGUUGUGGAGUCUACUGCUGACUUCUGUACAGCUAGUGACAUAGCUAGGUCUUUCGUAGUGUACGUAGCAGAAUACAGAACUUUCAACAUGUUGAGUGGGAUUAGGAAGUCUGUUUCCACGGCAGUAAGAGGGGCAGCCAGGAGGGCCACAGUUACAACAAGUGCUGCUACCAAGGGGACAAACAAGAUUGGAGAGAAGUCAGAGGCAGUGUUUCAUAAAGAGCAAAAGUAUGGAGCCCACAACUAUGGUCCAAUUCCUGUGGCCCUGUGUCGUGGAGAAGGUGUGUUUGUGUGGGAUGUGGAGGGUAACCGCUACUACGACUUCCUCAGUGCUUACAGUGCCGUCAACCAGGGUCACUGUCACCCUAAGAUCAUCCGCGCGCUCAAAGAGCAGGCCGAUGUCCUCACACUCACCUCCCGGGCAUUCUACAACGAUGUCCUCGGGGAAUAUGAGGAAUAUAUGAACAGCUUGUUUGGAUAUGACAAAGUACUGCCCAUGAAUACAGGUGUGGAGGGUGGAGAGACUGCCUGUAAACUAGCCAGGAAGUGGGCAUACCAGGUCAAAAAGGUGCCAGCAGACCAGGCUAGAAUCGUGUUUGCUGACGGGAACUUCUGGGGCCGCACCUUAGCAGCCAUCUCCAGCUCCACAGAUCCAUCAAGCUAUGAUGGGUUCGGCCCCUACAUGCCAGGAUUCGGAAUUGUCCCCUACAAUGAUAUAGCCGCUCUAGAGAAAGAGCUACAGAACCCGAAUACCUGUGCGUACAUGGUGGAGCCUAUCCAGGGAGAGGCGGGCGUGGUUGUUCCCGACCCUGGUUACCUGGUGAAGGUCAGAGAGCUGUGUGACAAGUACAAUGUCCUCUGGAUCGCUGAUGAGGUACAGACUGGACUCGCUCGGACUGGCAAACGCCUGUGUGUAGACCAUGAGAAUGUACGCCCCGACAUUGUGGUGCUUGGGAAGGCUCUAUCAGGAGGAAUCCUACCCGUGUCGGCCAUCUUGGCUGACGAUCCCGUUAUGUUGACCAUCAAGCCCGGUGAACAUGGCUCAACUUACGGAGGAAACCCACUCGCCUGCAAGGUUGCCAUAGCAGCACUAGAGGUGUUGGAGGAGGAAAAAUUGGCUGAGAGGGCAGAGUAUCUGGGCCAAAUUCUUCGCAAGGAAUUGUCGGAGCUGCCAAAAGAUUUGGUGAAGAUAGUGAGAGGAAAGGGCCUUCUUAAUGCCAUUGUCAUCAAUGAAAAGCAUGAUGCUAUGGAUGUAUGUUUGCGUCUCCGUGACAACGGCCUCCUUGCCAAGCCUACCCAUGGUGAUAUCAUCAGAUUUGCCCCGCCUCUUAUCAUGGCAGAUGAUCAGAUGAUGGAGUGCAUCAGCAUUAUCAAGAAAACCAUCCUGGAAUUUGAAUAGAUAUCAUCAGUGUGUUCGAUCCCUGUUGAAUAAUCAGGGUGGGAAAUAUUAUCUACUGUAAUGUGUCUAUGAGGACAUUCCUGCUAUUCUAUAUACAAAGCUGCUGAUUUGUUUAUUUUGAAGGUAUUUUUUGCUUGAGAAUUGAGAUUAAGGUUAUACGUCAGACAUUUAUUGGUGAGGUCAAGCUUUAUAUAAUUAAACAUCUCUUAUUCAUGUUUUACGAGAAACUUUUUCAGCAAUGGUAGAAGGAUGGCCUAAAUAUUAAUAAUUUCACGAUCCUUCGGCUCUUCAUGAUAGAGACAUUUUGUGCUAAUCCAUAUAACCAAGUAAAUGACAGGUGAAAUGUGACAUUUACUUCUCUGCCAUUUUAAUAGAUGUUCAAUACUCAUCCUAGAUAUAUACAACUGUAUACAUAUAUGGGGGCUUUAAUGCUUUACUAGUACUAUUAUAUAUUGUUUGUGCAUGGUGUUAUGCAGGUUAUAUAAUAUACCAAAUAAAUUAUUUUUCUUUUUUCCGAUCAAUUUUUGAGGUCAAAGGUCAAAAAUGUUUUUCCACUCAGUAUCUUGUGUACUGCGUAUGACAAGACUGGGUUUUUUUUGGGGGGGGGGGUUUGGCAUCAUUUUUUUUGUCUUGCCAAUACUCAUAUGUUGUUUAUAGGAUAACAAAAUAUGAAAUAAAACUCAGGUAAACGUGAUUUCCUCUAUCUGAUUUUUAAAAGGAAGUAAAAAAUACUGUUAUGUUCAUAAGAUAUUUCUUACGUACCAAAUGUACUUUCAAGAUUAUAAGUAAAAAUUUGCUUACUGUAAAUGAACAUCAAAUGUUUGAGAGUUUUAUUUUUUUAAUGCAUAAUAAUUACUAUAAGUGACUUUUUGUUAUUAUAGUUAGAACAAUCCUGAUAUAUAAUUUUUAAUUACAUUGAUUUAUUUACAAAUUAUAUAUUGCAAUCUUUAGGAGAUAUUGCAAUAUAUCACAAUAUAUUGUAUUCCUAGAAUUCCUUAUUUUACUUGUACUGCCGUUAUAAUAAAAGAAAUACGAAAUGUGAGCAUCCCUUAAGCAAGGUUCAAAAAUUAUGUUAUAUAGUCUAGGGAGUUAUCACACCAAGCAAGCUUAAUUUGGAUGAUAUUGGUUUAAUUUUUUUUCAGUAAAGUUAUCUAUGCUUAAAUUGAAGACAAAUUCAAAAUCAUAUCACAAUACAUAUGUAUAUAUUGCUAGACCUGCAUUAUUAUGAGAUUAUAAUUUUAUUGCUCUUUGAAAACAUGUUUUUUACUCUUCAUAAUGAUCUGUUAUUCUUUAGUAUGUUUUGUUUCUUGUAUAUCAUUGGGUUGGUAUUGAACAAUUUGUAAAAUUUAAAAUGCUUUUCUCUACCUACAGUGGAAUCUGAUAGCUAUUCAUUUAUGUUGUACAGCUGUUAUAUGAAGUUAUCAACAAAUGGAGUAUAGUUCUACACAGUACGUUAAUGGAAACAAAUUUGAACAUUGAAGAUUUUUACAAUUUUAGGUUAAAUGUAGUAUCAUAUGAUAUUUUUAAAAGUGAAAUCCUGUUGCAAUGGCCGAUUUUACUACAGAAAGAGAUUUUUAGUUUUAUUUGCCAGUAAAUCAAAGUAAAGUGUGGAUCAUUUUGGUAAGUAUUAUAUAUGAUUAGGUUACUGAACAAUUUCCUUUGCAUGUUUUUUCUUGAUGUGUAAUUCUGUGUUUUCUAUUUCUUCAUGAAAUAUAGUUGUUACAAUUCUGUAAUGAGUGAAGAAAACUUAACAGGUUCCAAAGUAUGACACAAAAUUUGUUGGUAUGUUUCCUUUUAUUGAGAUUAGGUCCUCAAUAUACACUUAUCUUUAAAUGGUAACCAGUGCUAAUAUAAGUUUUAUGACUUUUAAGUCAGACUUGUAGAUUUGAUUUUUUUUACAAUAAAAAAAUGAAAAUAUA
Messenger RNA from Mizuhopecten yessoensis (Yesso scallop), 3356 nucleotides. Its product is annotated as ornithine aminotransferase, mitochondrial-like. Bases 127 to 1437 code for a protein of 436 amino acids. Gene Ontology annotation, molecular function: L-ornithine transaminase activity; pyridoxal phosphate binding; identical protein binding. The record is from RefSeq and is a predicted model, not a curated record. NCBI's taxonomy places the organism in Eukaryota, Metazoa, Mollusca, Bivalvia, Pectinida, Pectinidae. The transcript has 9 exons. Gene Ontology annotation, cellular component: cytoplasm.